AUGGCGUCAAUUAAAAAACCAAACUUUGGACAUGUUGUCUAUGAUUCAGGUACAGAUGCAGCAACUGGAAAGAAACGAGCAGUUAUACCAGGUGGUGGAGUAAGUGUAGCUGAACGUGCACGUUUAUUCGGUGAACAAGUACCACAUUCAUCACCAGCAAAAACUUAUAAUUCAGCAAAUCAUCUAUCACAGCGACCUCCACUUAAUAAUCAAUCAACUAAAUCAAAUGUCAUUCAUCAAGAGAGAAACUAUCAACAACCACCGCCUAGAACAGAUAUUGAUCGACGUCCAAAACAAAAUACAUCUUCUUUUAAUUCACAAAGAGUAACAAAUAUUCAACGACCAGCUUUAGAUAUCAAUGAUAGACCAAGACGUGAACAAAUACCACCAGUAAAUUCACGAAAUUAUUCACAAACAACACGAUCAUAUAAUCAUACUUCACAUUCACCUCCACAACGACGACCUGUUACUACUUAUGAUAGUUUUCAUCAUGUUAAUUCACAACAAAGACAACCAAUUAAUAAAGCAAAACACGCUCAUUUCAUAUCCGGUGAAUCAUAUUCAUCUGAAGAUGAUGAUAAUACAUAUUCUGCACUUUAUGAAAAAUCAAAAUCAUCCCAUAAGACUACACAUCAACAACCAAAUUAUUUUCGACCGAUACAAGAUCCUUUAGAUGUUCUAUUUAAAGAUUCACCACAAGAAUAUAUUCAAUAUGAAAUGCCGACAAAACCAGCCUAUACUGCCGAGACGAGUAGUCUACAACCAUUUGAUCUUUCAAGUUUAAUUGAACGUAUUCAACAAGAUUAUGCUGAUAAUGCACGACCAUAUGUAUCAAGUGUACAAUUUGUUCAACAUAAUCAAAGUUUAGCUAAUAUUGGAUUUUUAACACCAGCUACUAAUCGAAAAGAUUAUAUACAACGACCUAGAAAUAUAUCUGAUCGACAAGCACCAUCAUCAAAUCAGUAUGAUAUUAUAAAUACAAAUGGUUUUUAUCCGUACGAGAAAAGACAUCCGAGACAACCCUAUGCUGAAAAUAACUAUUCAUCUAUGAAAAGAACAAGACAUCAUAAACGUUAUCAUAAUCAAGCAUCAUCUCCUAUUCAUAUUCUCGAAACAUCUGGCAGAAAUAAUUCACGGCAUCGACCAGAACGUCCACCGACUCCUCCACCUCCUCCACCGAAAGUACCAACACCAGUUGCAUCAAGUUCUAGUGAAGAAGAAGAAGAAGAAGAAGUAGUAGUAAAGAAGCCCGUAAUACUAGAAAGUUCAUCUGAAGAGGAAUCUGAAGAAGAGAGUGCAGCAGCUCCAGCACUACCACCACCUAUCCAAGCUAUUAGUAAACCAGCUCCUACCUCCAUACCAACGGUAACUGGUCGUACACCACUAUUAAAUUCCACAGCUCGACCUCCAGCACCAGCAAGUGACACUGAAGAAAGUGACUCUGACGAAUCAGAAACUGCGUCUGAGAGUGAAACUGAUGAUAGUGAUAAAAAACCAAAACCAAAGCCAAAACCAACACCUGUACCAGUUGCUCGAUCUAAUGUUCAACGAACAACACCUCUUACACCACAAGUAAAUGCUCGAGUCACUCCUCAACGAGGCAAUAUUGAUAAUCGUAGUGUAACACAAGUGUCGGAACCAUCUCAUUCAGUUCAUUCUUUUGAUUUAAAUGAUUCAGGAAAAUCAUCAUUUGGUGGUAAAAUAAAAUCAUUAACAAAUAAAUUUCGUCGAAAUAAAUCCUAA
Molecule: messenger RNA, 1743 nt
Organism: Adineta steineri
Lineage: Eukaryota; Metazoa; Rotifera; Eurotatoria; Adinetida; Adinetidae
Source: the annotation of a GenBank genome assembly